AUGCACAAGUGGCCCAACAUCGUACCGACAUCGUGCCCUGCAACAAAGCCAUCGUCCUCACUCCAGGUGGAGCGAAAGGAGAACUUGACGAACCAUCCUGUCAAACGCGCGUGGUUACAGUGUCUCCUCAACCACCCAGUUGCUUUCUACGCCCUCGUGUACGGUUCAUCUCAACACCUAAAAUUCCUUCACAAUGGCCGCGAGGUCGUCCCCCGCGCAGCACUGCUGCGUCUCAGCUAUAAGACCGAAGCCGUCAAACUCAUCAACCAAGCUCUCCGUGACCUGCACGGCCGGCCCAUUCCCGAUCCCGUUCUCAUCGCCAUACUGAGCCUCGGCGCCCACGGCAACGAAAGCAACCACAGCGCAGCCGACGACGAAGCAUCCGGGAACAGUACCUCAAGUCCACAAACCAGGACCACCGCCCCACCAAAUCCCCUCGCUACAGCUCAGCUUCUCAACUUCUAUGGCGCUCUCACCCAGGAAACAGCGCACAUGUCAGCCCUGCGUACCCUCCUUCAACACAACAAUGGCACCGAGUCCAUCACCUUGCCAGGUCUCGCCUCCGCCAUCUCCCUCGGCGACAUCCUGAACAGCACAGUCACCCACCGCAUUCCCUACGUGCCGCAUCCGGGACCUCUGACGCCCUCCGUCGCCGCCUACCUUAACCUCCUCCCCUCCCUGCCACUCAAAACCAAAUCGUUCCCAUCAGGACGACAAAGCGCCCAACUCCUCGAAUCCCUCACGCACAGCCAAGCCCUCACCGCCGGCCUAUCCUCCUAUCUUUCCCUCUCGAGCCCUCCUCCUCCUUCUCCUCCCCAACCACAACCACACUCGGUCACAAACCCCACCACCGCCCCACCACCCACCCUUGAAGACCUGAUCAUCUCCCGCAACGCAGUCCACCAUGCCCUCCUCUCCCUCCUCCCGGCCAACGGCCUCUGGGGCCCGCGCUUCGCCCUCUACGAGGCCCUCCGCCUCGGCAUGCUCAUAUUCUCGGACCUGGCGUUGUUCCCGCUGCCGGCCAAGACAGGCGUGCGCGGUCGCUACGCGGGCAUGCUCCGGGAAGCGCUUGAGUGCAUUCUUGGCGGCGGCGGCGGCGGCGAUGCUGGAACGCGUUGCAGGGAGCAGCAGCAGAAGCAAGGGGAGAUGGAGGCGCAGGGGUUGGCUUGGGCGUGUGUCAUGGGGGCUUUGGCGGUGGAGGGAGGAGAUGGUGAGGAGUCGAGGAGGAAGAAGGCCUGGUUUGUGGAGAGUGCGAGGGGAUGGAUGGAGGUGUGGGGGGUGGUUGAGUGGGAGGAGAUGCAGACCAUGCUGCAGAGGUGGUUGUGGUGUCGGAUAUUGUUGGAGGGGGUGGGGAAGGCGGCGUGGGAGGGAGAGUGA
Cyphellophora europaea CBS 101466 is the source of this 1377-nucleotide messenger RNA. RefSeq lists its product as uncharacterized. NCBI's taxonomy places the organism in Eukaryota, Fungi, Ascomycota, Eurotiomycetes, Chaetothyriales, Cyphellophoraceae. The record is from RefSeq and is a predicted model, not a curated record. The transcript has a single exon. Bases 1 to 1377 code for a protein of 458 amino acids.